AUGACAUUAGCAGAAUGUCAAGGCAAAACAGUUGAUAAACAUUUAUCAUUUCAAAAAGGUGAAUUUAUUCUUGUACGAGAACAAAAAGAUGCAACAUGGUAUAGUGGUCAGCUUAAUGACAAAAUUGGUUGGUUUCCACGAAAUUAUGUUCGACCAGCAACUGAAAUUGAGAUAGAAAAUAAUAAAAAUUUGACAAAGAAAGCAUCAAUAAGUGAAAAAUCUUUGAAUUUACCAACUUCUAAUGAUCAAUCAUUAAAUGAUGUCGAUACUGGUGAUGUAUAUGAAGCUAUUUAUUCAUAUGAAGCAACUGAUCCAUCAGAUUUAUCAUUUGAUAUUGGUGAACGUGUUAUUGUAUUAAAAUGUGAUGGUGAUUGGUGGACAGGACAAAUUGGUGAUCGUACAGGAUUAUUUCCAAAUAAUUAUGUUCAGAAAGUUAAUAACAUACAAAAAACAGUCAUUGCAAUAACACCAUUUCAAGCUACAGAAGAAAAUCAUUUAUCAUUUGAACAAAGUCAAAUUAUUUAUAUAACCAAAAAAGAUGAUAAAGGAUGGUAUCAAGGAGAAAUUCGACUUUCUGAUCAACCAGUACCUGUUGGUUGGUUUCCUGGUAAUUGUGUACAAAUACAAGAAGCUAUUUCAUCGACAAUUUCACAUGAAAAUACAGCAAAAUUACCUCAAUAUAUUGCUAUAUUUCCAUAUGAAGCUCAACAAGAUGAUGAAUUAAGUUUUCCAGCUGAUGCUAUUUUAGAAAUAUUACCUGAAGCUAAUACUAGUGGAUGGUUUAAAGCUCGUUUUGGUGAUCAAGUUGGUUUAAUUCCAUCGACUUAUGUACAACCAAUUGAUACGCAUAGUCAAUGUAAGUACAAUUGA
This is a messenger RNA of Rotaria sp. Silwood1, 870 nucleotides long. The record is from the annotation of a GenBank genome assembly. NCBI's taxonomy places the organism in Eukaryota, Metazoa, Rotifera, Eurotatoria, Philodinida, Philodinidae.